Molecule: messenger RNA, 1298 nt
Organism: Phlebotomus papatasi
Lineage: Eukaryota; Metazoa; Arthropoda; Insecta; Diptera; Psychodidae
Gene: NC2alpha
Exons: 3
Coding region: 84-1016 (310 amino acids)
Biological process (GO): transcription by RNA polymerase II; negative regulation of transcription by RNA polymerase II; positive regulation of transcription by RNA polymerase II
Cellular component (GO): negative cofactor 2 complex; nucleus
Molecular function (GO): core promoter sequence-specific DNA binding; RNA polymerase II general transcription initiation factor activity; protein heterodimerization activity
Source: RefSeq, a predicted model, not a curated record
AGAGGGGAAAUGUCAGUCUCCUGAACGUCUGAAAGUGUUUUUGUGGUGAAAAAGAGUCCUUUUGUCGUGUUAAUUUCCAAAAGAUGCCAUCAAAAAAGAAGAAAUACAAUGCCAGAUUCCCUCCAGGCAGGAUAAAGAAGAUCAUGCAAACAGACGAGGAAGUGGGAAAAGUCGCCCAGGCUGUGCCAAUCAUAAUUUCUAGGACAUUAGAAUUGUUUGUGGAGUCCCUCCUGACCAAGACAGUUCGCAUCACAAAUGCCCGUCACGCCAAAACUCUCUCACCAUCUCAUAUGAAGCAGUGUAUCAUGUCAGAGAGUCGCUUUGACUUUCUCAGGGAAUUGGUGAAGAAUGUUCCGGACAUCAGUGUCGCUGAGGAAAUUGACAAUUCACCAGUGUCGUCAAUGGAGACACCGGAAGAUAGGAAUGGCGGAAAUAGCCUACGGAAUGGGAGAUCAACAAAAGGGGACACAUGGCUGAGGACGUACGGGCGUCCAGUAUCCAUGGACUUUGCCCAAAUUGGCCAGCAGAGUGUUUCCCACGAAGGCAAAUGCCUAACACCGAAUGUAAUUUAUCCGGGAGGAAGUGAAGGGAAUUCAGUGAUUAGGUAUACAGCUUCUGGGAUGAGCAGUCAGAAGUCCACAAGUAGUUGUCACCCUCCAAGUUCAUCUUCCCUGCGACCGUCCAAAAUGGCCCGCCUGGACUCUUCCCCGGGCUGCUACAGUGCCCCUCCACGUCCUGACGAUAGCUCCAUUUUCAGCUUUGACCUGAAGCAGAAGCCUCAGCGAGAGUAUGCUCCACAGAGUCCUCUGGUCACCUCCACAGUGACUUCCUGCACAAAUGUGACACGGGAGAGUGUUGCAAUGACUCCACCGCCCGUCCUCAAGAUUGACAUUUGCAACACUCCCGUCGUCAAGAUUGACUACAGCCACCUGCCACCGCUCAAUGUGGCAGCUCCAACACCACUUCCGGCACCUCCGGCUGCCUCUGAACUCGACGAGGACUACGAUAAUAUCUGAACGUAAGCUCAUUUUUCAUCCCUUUCUCUCUAUUUUUUUUUUAUCAUCAUCUGUUCCGGACGUCGAUUUGGCGUCGGGAUACAUGAAGGUUUAUUUUGUAAGUAGGAGACCCUAUGGUACAAAUAUUGACCCUUUGGCCGAGAAUUCUUUUAAUCCAAUCGAUCCUUUAAGCGAGUGACUUUUAACUUUUUUCUGUUCUAUUCAUUUUCUUCUUUUUUAAAUUAAGUCCGUGAAAAGAUUAUUAUCUAUAUUCCAAUAAAUUGUAAUUUUUAAGUAAUUAAA